AUGGAUCUUCUGUGGUAUGGCUUCCCUUGGCAUGCCCAGCAACUCUAUCGAGAGUGCAGACGCCAGUGUCACAUUGCUUUCUCUGCCCACUCAAUCACCGUCAGCCUUCGGUGCUUGCUCGAAGGGACCUGGCACUUUGUGUUCUCGAUCCUGUCCUCCAGUGCGGUGAUUGUGGCAAAGCUUUUUCAAUCGAUGCAGCUACUCUUCCACACUUUGGCAUGGUACGUUUGUCCCGAGCGCGUGGCAGAGUUGGGUGCUCCCCUAUCCCGGCGAGUGGGGCCGUUGCUCUUUCACAUCGGCUCACCCUUGCAGUAUUCCCACUCUGUGACUUCCAUUAUGGGCGUGGUAAACAGCGCGGUCAGGGGAACCCGCCUUCGGGACUGGCGAUUGCGGCACUUGCCGGGAGGUGACGGAUCUCUGCUUGCGGUACAAGGCUCUGGAUUUUUCCUCGUGCGGUCAAGCGCCAUCAGACGAUGCGUACCUGCACGUGAAGCAGACGUCUUUCUGGCUUGGCAAGCGCGGGGGAACUGGGAAAGGGUGGAGCUUCGUCUUGUCCGGCCCACCCUCAGAACGGAGAGCGCCAGACACGAGAUGCGCCGUCGCUUCGUACUCUGCCUUUACCGGAGGACGGCGCCUUACUGCAAGGUGCUACGACUCAGGAGCCGGCGCGCGGCUCUCUGUGCCUUCAGCUUUGCGCAGGAAUGCAUUUCUAGCUGGGUGAGAGCCCAAGUACAGACCCAAAUGGCUCCAGAUACUCCCAGGUUGCGGCUGCUUAGGCGGGUGCAUCGAUCUGCUGCGGUUCGUGCAUCCAAUGCAUAG
Symbiodinium necroappetens is the source of this 819-nucleotide messenger RNA. NCBI's taxonomy places the organism in Eukaryota, Dinophyceae, Suessiales, Symbiodiniaceae. The record is from the annotation of a GenBank genome assembly.